AGCUGUUCGCUGGUACUGAAGGGUCUGGGGCUCUGGUGCGCUGUUCUGUUCCAGGAAGCUGGUAACCGGGCCGCCGUUACAAGAAGUCCGUAGCUCGAAUUCUUGGAUCACGCUUUUCACAUUGUCAUUACCAGUCACUCAGAAUCGUCACAAUGGCUGAGGAUCUGUGAAUGACAUGAGACUCACGACAGUGUUGGUCGCAGCGCUCCUGGUGGCGACCUGUGGGAAUAACGAUGCUAGAACCACAGAUGACGGAGGCAAACAGAAAUUCCUCUGGAAAACAGGUGGUUGGGGGUCAUGCUACGCGGUAGGGGGCUGUGGGGAGGGACGGCGUGAACGUCUUGUAUGGUGCUCGGAGGCUGAUGGCCGCACCGUGCUGGAGGUGAUGUGCGACCCACAGUCUGAACCACCUACUAGCAAGCCCUGCUUCACUGCCUGCCGCCAUCACAGGGACAAACUGCAGUGGCAAGUGGGAUCCUGGGGUCAGUGUCUACCCGUGUCUCCUGCAGACGUGAACAAUGUGGCGGCUGUACAUCAGCCCGUGGCAGGCGAUACCCGACACGAUAACUUGGGGGUUACGCAGCGGAACGUUAGCUGCGUGCUUGUGUCGCACGAAGCAAUCAAGGUUCACCGGCCGGUGGACGAGGAAAACUGCUUCACGGUGGCCAGGAAGCCUGACCCCGUCAGGUUCUGCCACAUCCCACGUCCCCAGGACUGCGUGGUAGGUCCUUACGGAGACUGGAGUUCCUGCAAGGGCUGUUCUGCCGUCAACCAAACACGCGUCCGAGCUGUGUUGGUGGCGCCUCUCAACGGUGGGCGGCCGUGCCCACAAUUAACUGAUACGAGGGUUUGUAAUCCGCGGGCGGAAUGUUUGGUACACAGCAGUAGUAGCGCUGAAGAAGGCAGUCGCGCACCGUCGCCUGAGUACAAGCUGAAGCUGGGUGAAUGGCGGCGCUGCGAAGCCCCGACGUCAGUCGUGUCGGCAGAUCUGAUUGAGGCACGCGUCAACACGCCCUUCCAGCAGCACGGUGGUCAUGAUGCACUGUACAUCCCUGGAAGCAGUGCUGGCAGCAGUAACAACAACAACAAUAAUGUGUUUCCUGUGUCACCUGUGCUUGGUGGAACCUCUACUGAGAGCACAGAGAACUAUUUUACAUUUCAGCCACAGGUUGGCUAUCAGACGAGGGAAGUGUCAUGUAGGGAUUCCCGUGGUGCCAUCAUUGACAUCAGCCUGUGUCUCAACGAGGAAAAUUAUCGCAGUGAGAUGCCAUCUGAUGUUCGUCCCUGCGUUGUAGCCCAAGAUUGUGUUGUGAGCCAGUGGUCAGCCUGGAUUCGAACUCAGGAUGGAUGUGUGGCUGCCUCAGGAAAGAUUCGUCCUGAAAUCUAUGAGAGGAAACGUGAAGUGGUGAGAUUACAGGAAGGUGAUGGACAGCCAUGCCCACAUAUUCUGGAAACAAGACACACCACAGACCGUGACCAACUCCAGCUCUGUGCAAACAAAUAUCGCUGGUUGGCUUCAAAGUGGAGUCCAUGUGUAGUGACAUCUGAUGAACCUACUGUGGGCCCAAGACUGCUGGAAGUUGGCUGUGGUGGUGGAGUGCAGCUUCGGGAAGUCACAUGUGUACAGGCCAAUCAAGGCAACCAACCUGUAGUAGAUGAUCUCUGUGAAUCAUUAGAACCAUUGCCAACUGUACAAAGGUGUGAGGUUGCAUGUCCACGUGACUGUGAGGUGGGCCAGUGGGAGCCGUGGGGCCCAUGUAUGCCCCUGGAAUGUCCUUUGUUUGGGGACCCACCUGCUAAAGGCUACCGUGAGAGGCGACGCAACAUUGAGGUAAUGGCAAGCUCACAGGGUUUGACAUGUCCGAGCACAAGAGAGGUGCAGCCAUGUCCGCAGCCAGCAUGUCACAGCUGGGUGGAGGGGCACUGGAGUUCCUGUGAUCUGGACCCUGGGAUAAAGAAGUGUGGGGAAGGGAGGCGAACCCGUGAAGUCACAUGUCGAUCAAUUUAUGGGGGAAUUGUGGAGGACUCGGUUUGUGCCCGACGCCAGGUGAAGCCUGUCACAGAGGAACCUUGUCUGCUUCCCUGCCCAUAUGACUGUGUCCUCUCACCCUGGUCUGACUGGAGUCCCUGCAGCCACAGUUGCUCAUCCCCUCGCCAGAUAGCUUUGAGGCAUCGUAACCGCACUGUGAUAGCUCCUCUUGGAGAAGCAACAGGCGGUCAUAACUGCCCAGAUCCAGAUGAAAUGCUGCAGAUGGAGCCUUGCAACACACAUAGUUGUCAUGGUUACAGCUGGCUGACCCUUCCCUGGCAGUCAUGCCACCCACUGCGUCCAUCUGAAAGGUUCAACAUAACAGCAAAUUCUGUUACAACACUUGAUCCAGAGUUGGAUGAUUAUUUCAACAACAGCAGUGUAGCUGGUAACUGUGGGGCAGGUAUGCAGGAGCGAGAGGUGUGGUGCAUGGAAGCACAUGCCAAACGGGUACCAGAUUCCAACUGCCACCCACUCCAAAGACCAGUCUCAAGCCGUGAAUGUUGGCAGGUGUGCCCUGUGGAUUGUCAUGUGUCCCCAUGGUCAGAGUGGUCAACCUGUCCGCAGCAGUGUGUGCCAGAUGCAAGUAGUGAGGUUCGAGAGGGAGAGGUGGCUCCAACACAGUCACGGCAUCGAGUGGUGCUUCGCUGGCCUUCUGGUGGUGGGGCCCGUUGCCCAGUAUUGGAAGAACUGCGUCCUUGUCCUUUGUCUGGGGCUCGCUGCCGUCACUAUUUAUGGGGAGAAGGCCCUUGGUCAGAUUGCCAGCUCCCAGCAACAGUGGAGUGUGGAAUGGGCUAUCGCACACGCGCUGUUUGGUGCUACAAAAACCAUCGCAGUGUUAAGGUGGAACCCAGUCUCUGUUUGGAGCGAAACAAUGGAACAGCUCCUAGCCAGUCAGAACCCUGUUUUGUAGAUUGCCAAUGGCCAUGUGUAUUAUCCCAAUGGACAGAAUGGUCAUCAUGUAACCAGGCCUGUUCUGUUCGCACAAGAACAAGACAGCUAAUUGGGCUGUCUGGAUCACGAGUUCCAUGCAAGGAUACUGGGCUGUUUCCCUUGGUAGAGACCCAACCUUGUCCUUGUGCUCGCUAUACUCUGCAACCCACUGGUCCUUGGUCAGACUGCUUACUGGAGGGUGAAGGAGUAUCAACCUCAGUUGCUGCAAAUGGUCGGGUUGCUCUCGGUGUGUGUGGGGCUGGCUCAAGGUUUAGACGUUCAGAAUGCUUAGAUGCUGAUGGGAAUCUGGUGGAGCCAAGUUUGUGUGGUGGAGAUUCAGGGCUGGAGGAAGAACCAUGUCUGAUACCAUGUCCAAGUGACUGCCGCCUUGGUGAGUGGAGUGCUUGGGGUGGUUGUAGUGCCAUCUGUGGACCAGGACUGCAUAACAGGAGCAGACAGAUUGUACACCCGUCUUUCAAUGGUGGUCGUCCGUGCGGGUCAUUAAUAGAGCACAAAGUAUGUAGCCAGUCAUGUGAGGUGUUCCACUGGGUGGCAGAUGGUUGGAGUGAGUGUCAGCUAAUAGUGGCUGACAGGAACAGGGGAUGUGGCACAGGAGACCAGUACAGACGAGUCAGGUGUAUGCGUAUAGAUGAAGGCAGAGGAAUAUCUACAGAAGUUGCUGAUGCGUACUGUGAUCCUGUGAUGCAACCACCUGAUCUUAAUGCAUGCCAUGUUGCUUGUCCUGGAAGCUGUGUGUUAGGGCCGUGGUCAGAUUGGUCAGACUGCCCCCAGCCCUGUGAAUCCAGUCAGGAGCGGCAAAGAACACGCUCUGUUCUCCGCAGUCCUGCAAAUGCCCAUGAUGGCGCUACUCAACUUAACUGUCCACCCCUCAUUGAAGCACAGGCUUGUCAUCUCAACACCACUUGCUUCAGCUACAGUUGGCAUCGCACAGAGCUGGGGUCAUGCCUGCCAUUGGGGGGCAGCCCAUGUGGAGAAGGAGUGCAGUCCAGAGCUGUCUUCUGUCAACGGAGUGACGGGAGGCCUGUUGCAGACAGGUAUUGUGAGGCAACAGGCGAAGGACGUCCAUCAGCUUCAGAGAAGUGGUGCUAUGUGGACUGCCCUGUGGACUGUGAAGUCACUCAGUGGAGCUUCUGGAACCAGUCCACAUGUCACUGUGGACUAACAGGUGGUGUGAUGGUUAGAGAACGCCGUGUGGUGACACAACCCAGUGAGGGAGGCCGCCCGUGUCCAGAACCAUUCAUACAGCAUAAGUCAUGCCCAGCUCUACCAUGUUAUGCUUGGCAUCGUGGUUCAUGGGAUUCCUGUGAUUUGCAGGGAGCAUGGUGUGGGCAUGGCAUCAUGUCUCGAAAUGUGACGUGUCUGCGCGGAGACACUAUGCCAGUGGAGCCGCACCUCUGUCAGACUGCAGCAAAAAAUUCUGUGGACCUGAAGCAUCAGGAACGGUGCUAUGCCCCAUGUAGAGGGGACUGUCGUGUCUCAGAGUGGAGUCACUGGUCUCAUUGCCACCGUAAUUGCCAGGCUGCUGAUGUAGGGGGCUAUGAGACAAGAUCAAGGGCAGUUCUGAAACCACCAACACCUGGAGGGGAGCCAUGUCCUACUGCUCUCUGGGAGACACGCCCCUGUUUUACUGGACCAUGCCUUACAUUUGGCUGGGUAGUGGGUGAUGAUGGACAUAUCUCCUGUCAGCGCUCUGAUGGUGUUAGGGUUGUGGGUGGAUGCGAAGGAAAGCCCAAGCCAUGUACUGGGGAUGACUGUGCAGGUGUGCAACAUGCACAUUGUGACACCCAGUUGGGUGUGUGUCUGUGUAAGCCAGGGUAUGAACCUCAGUAUGAUCACCAUCAGCUGCUGCUAUGUUCAGUGGAUGGACAGACAACAUCAGAUGACAAUGCUGCUCAACAUAAGGUUGGCACAUCUGCCAGUAUCAUCCCCCCUGUCCAUCAGACUACAGCAUCAGAAGAUAAGGUUCAGUCCCGAUACUACUACCCACAGGAUGAUGACAUCAGUGUGUGGAUGUUUACAAUGAUUGGGAUUGGCUGCAUAUUUGUUGUAUUUGUUGCGGUCUCCAUCUACCUCAUGUGGCGAAUUGCAGUGGGAAAGGCCAACUGCACAGAGGAAAAUCGGGGUCCCACACACCAGCGGUUCCCUUAAAUACAUGUAAUGGCAGUUGGAGUAUUAUGGGUCAUUAUUGCUCGGGGCAGUCAAUGCCACCACCGCCAUCCCAGCAGCAGCAAGUGGGUGUAGAUGUACCAGAGGUUAAACCUUGAUGAGCAGCCACUGAGUGUGUUCCAUAGACUUUUGUUACAGUUAUAGUUUGAAGUGAUGUGGAGGCAGCAAGUUGAGAAUCUGGUUGAAUGUUGCAGUGUUAACUGUACUCUGUCUACUGGUUUGUAAAAUUAAGCACAGGAUGAGAGAAUUUUAGCACGUAAGACUAUCACAAAUUUCACAAAUGAAAAUGUAUAUGAUCACAAAGCAGAAUAUUGUACAGGUCUUGUACCUAGUGUGGCUGAAUUACUAUCUUGAAAGGUAGCUUGAAAUAUUGCAAUAUGUUAAGGAGUAUGACUGAAGUGGGAAGAUACACCCCAAUCAAGUACACAUACUCUUGUACAUUUACAUGUAAUUCCACUGAUUAUCAUUUACCUGUGUACACAAUAUACAUUUAGCAUUUAUAAAGUCACAUAAACAGUCAAAGAUAAGUAAGUGUAAUGACAAAUACAAAGUCUGAUGAACACAGGAGAUAGAAAGUCACACUUGUCUGUUAGCUGGGAGUAUUGCCGAAAGGAAAACCAAACAAUGGUCCGAAAUUAAGGUAAAUGUACUUAUGUAUUAGUUAUCCUCAAAGCACCAUCUUACAGAUAUUACACUUGUUUUAUGUUCAGUCAUUCAGGGGUUGACACUAGUGUAGAUGCUGGAAUAGUUGUAGGAUUUUCCUUCUUUGUGUUCCAUCAGAUCUAGCAAGGAAAAUGUUGCAUGAAAUGGAAAUGCAAGGCAUACUGAGCUUUCAAACCUCACAGAUUGUAGAUGGCAGAACUUUUACUUCAGAACUAUCUUUGUAAUGGAAGGGAUAUAAAAAAUGUCUGUGUUUGAAACCCAGAUGUGAUCAUAGAUGUCAGUACAUAUUUGCCACAUCAGGCAAGCAAAUUUUCAGUGUCUGUGCAUUUAUACUUGUACAAAAUAAAGGAGCAGUUCUUCUGGCAUGGAUCUUUGCCUGUCUGUCUAUCUGCAUUGAAGGUUAUUGUGACUUAAGUCAUGAAGCACUCAAGAUUGGUGCUUGCUGCCGGCCUUUCCAUUUGACCAGCUCCUGUAAUUUCUAACUGUUUUUGUCCUAUCAUGUUUCAGACACUGAAAGUUAGGCCAAGUUGUGAUUAUUGUGAUAGCACCAUAACAAAAAGUACAUUUCAUUGAAAACCAUUGGAUCUCAGUGCCAACAUUUAAACCCAUUAUUCUCUUAUAAAAAAAAUACUUCCAUUGCAAAUGCCUGUUUUAUGGGGUUAUCGAAUUUUCAAGUAUUUUUAAAGACAUUAAUAUGUUUCUGGUCUGAUCAGCCAAUUAAAUAAGUAAGUUACUUAAAUAAAUCUAAAUACAUGAGCAAGACCAUUCGAACAAACUUGAAAUUUGCAAAUAAUAUUUGACGAAAACAAGAAUGCUAGUGCAGGAUCCAAGUGACAAUAUUCUGCAUCUUGUGGGGACACAGUGUAAGCACUGCAGCAACCAACAGAUGAGCUGGUGGUGAACAAGACAAUAUUAAAGGUUGUGGUGUGGCAAUGUCCAAAGUCCUGCCAAAUACUUUUCUGAUAUUAAUACUAUUACAUGUUUAUUUUCUAUCAUCCAUUGUCAUCUCUAACUUCUGUGUGCAAGUGUGUGACUGAGUGCGAACAUUUUAGUGUUGUUUAUCACAUGAAGAGUCUGAAACUGUAACAGUUCAUUUGUAAAUAUAAAAAAACUGUAAAUUUUUAUGGAUACAUUAACUGCGCUGGUACAGAGCUCAAGGCAAUUGUAACAUUACUCAUUAUUGUUGUAUUAAUACUGUAAUAUUAUAUUAUGCUGGGUGUAAAUGUAGUAUAGGAUGACAAUAUAUGUCAGAACCUGUCAUGAAA
Messenger RNA from Zootermopsis nevadensis, 7077 nucleotides. Lineage: Eukaryota; Metazoa; Arthropoda; Insecta; Blattodea; Termopsidae. The record is from RefSeq and is a predicted model, not a curated record.